Molecule: messenger RNA, 501 nt
Organism: Chironomus riparius
Lineage: Eukaryota; Metazoa; Arthropoda; Insecta; Diptera; Chironomidae
Source: the annotation of a GenBank genome assembly
AUGGUAAUGGGAAGAUUUGCGUUAUUUCUACGCAUUUCUUGGAGAUGUUUUGUUGAAAUAUGUUUCAUUGAACGCACUUUUGAUGCAGAUAAUAUUGCUGGACGCACUUUUGAGGCACAAAAUAUUACUGAACACACUCUUGAGGCAGAUAAUAUUGCCGAUCACACUCUUGAGGCAGAAAAUAUUACUGGACGUAUUUUUGAUGCAGAUAAUAUUACUGAACGCACUCUCAAGGCAGAAAAUAAUACUGAACGCACUCUUGAUGCAGAAAAUAUUUCUGAAUGCACUUUUGAGGCAGAAAAUAUUACUGAGCGCACUCUCGAGGCAGAAAAUAUUACUGAAUAUAUUUUUGAAGAAGAAAAUUUUACUGAACGCACUCUAGAGGCAGAAAAUGUUACUGAAUGCACUCUUGAUGAAGACAUUUUUGUUUUGAACGUACUAUUUAAGCAGAUUUUCAAAUUUAUGAUAGAAAUUUCUGAACAAAUUAAUGUUGCACAUUAA